Molecule: messenger RNA, 889 nt
Organism: Schizophyllum commune H4-8
Lineage: Eukaryota; Fungi; Basidiomycota; Agaricomycetes; Agaricales; Schizophyllaceae
Exons: 2
Coding region: 180-797 (205 amino acids)
Source: RefSeq, a predicted model, not a curated record
GACGGGGAACGGAAGGGGAGAGGCCCCGCGUCAGUACCCGCAUUCUCACUCACCGCGCGUCCGCGAUUCGCUCGGAGCUUGAUGGUAGUCACCGAGUGAGUUAAUGUAGAUGUCCCGCGUAUCGACGGAGAGGACGAAUGAAUUCAUUUGCGCUCGCGUUCGACGUCCGAGCUGCUGCGAUGGGGGGUAAGCCGGGGCCGGUGUCGACCGCGCCGUCUUCAGCUCGCGCGCUCGGCGCCACCGUGCAUGUCGAGAAUGCGCAAAGCCCGCCGCCAUCCCCGCGCUCGUCCCGUCUCGCCUGUCUCGCGGUCCGCCGUCUCGCCGAUCCCGUCGACGCCGCGGCCACGCUCGUCUCGUCGGUCCACGACUCGCUGGCUCUCUCGCUCGUGUGCUCAUCUCGUCGGGCUUCGCUCGUGCUCCUCCUGCUAGAUCGUGCUCGUACUCGUCUCGUUGGAUCGGGCUCGUACUCGUCUCCCUGUAUCGGGCUCGUACUCGUCUCGUUGAGCCGUGCUCGUGCUCUCGUUGGUUUUGCUCGUGCUCUCGUCGGUUUUGCUCGUGCGCUCUCGUCACUCUUGCUCGUGCUCGCCUCGGGCCUCGCUCGCAGUGUUGCUGUGCUCUCAUACGCCUGGUAUCGCCAUCGAGCUGUCUCGUGUCGAGGGCAGCAUGCUGAUCCUUACGCAGGUGCGAGCGGGUGUGUUGGCGAGUCGGAGGGUGAGCCGAGGUGGAUGGUGAGCUUGGGGUGGGUUGAGGAGAAAGGAGGAAGGAGGAAGGCGAGACAAAGGAGGAAGAUGAGAUGAAGGAGUAUGGUAAGGCAAAGACGUAGCCAGCACGCUGUAGCAGAGUAUUGAUCGCUGAUCGCCGCUGUGGCGUGCGAAGCUUGGACGCAUCA